AUGCAGAGGGAGAAGCAGUCGGUUCACCCGCAAUCCCAACCCCCGUAUUAUCUCUAUGGCACCAAAGCGCUGAAUAUGGCCUAUAUGAAUAUACACGCCCUUAACAAUGGGUUCAUAGGUGCACCACAUUUCCGGUCAAUGUGUAAACUCUUGGGUUAUCAGGGAAUUGCUGUCGUUAUCGAGGAAUUGUUGAAAAUUGUCAAAAGUCUUCUUCAGGGAACUAUUGCUCAAUACGUCAAGACUUUAAUGACAGUUAUGCCCAAAGUGUGCAAAUUACCGCUUUAUGACUACGGCUCGACUGGAGUACUGGAGUACUACCAAGCACAGCUCAGGGAUAUCAUACAAUACCCUGACGUCAAAACCGAAAUGUUUCAAAGCUUUCGAGAGAUUGGAAACGCAUUACUCUUUUGUUUACUCAUUGAACAGGCACUGUCUCAGGAGGAGGUGUGUGACCUCUUAGAGGCGGCGCCCUUUCAGAACAUUUUGCCGCGAAUUUACUGCAAAGACGGGGAAAAGCCGGAGACGAAACUGAAGCGAUUGGAAGCGAAGUACUCUCCCCUUCAAGUCGUGCCUAACAUUGAAAGACUCGGAACACCAAAACAAGCGUCGAUCGCACGGGAGGGCGACCUCUUGACCAAAGAGCGGCUUUGUUGCGGUCUUUCCAUAUUCGAGACGAUAUUACAGCGAAUUCGUGGCUUUAUGUUGGAGAGUGAGGAACAGGCGUCCAUUUGGAUCGGUCCCAAUCGGAUGCCACCGCCCAAUGGUGUCAUAUAUGUGGACGAGUGCUUUGAGUUUCACCGGUUGUGGUCAGCCCUUCAGUUUAUUUACUGCAUUCCCGUCGGCGACGGAGAGUUCACUAUAGAGGAGCUGUUCGGUGAGGGCCUGAACUGGUCGGGCGCUACGAUGAUUGCGCUGUUGGGUCAACACAAACGCUUCGAGGCUCUCGACUUCAGUUACCAUUUGCUGAAAGUGCAGAGAGUGGACGGCAGGGACGAGCUCGUCAGAGGCAUUCCAUUGAAGCGAAUGGUAGACCGGAUCCGACGCUUCCAAGUCCUGAAUUCGCAGAUAUUUUCCAUUUUAAGUAAAUUCCUGACGAACGCCAACGGAGACGCCAAUACUGUCGAACACGUCAAGUGCUUCCAACCACCCAUACAUCCCGCUAUGGCUACAGCACAGGCAAAUUCUGCGCCCAUUUACAUGAGAGCUGCGAUUCUACUGCAACAACAGCAACGACUCAAGGAAUAACAUAACACCUACUGUUCCGCAGGUUUUGCGCUUUCAAAGCUGAGUUUCGCAUAAUAUUAAUAUAUUUUCAUUUUUAUUAUUUAAUCUUUUGUUGAUUUUCCC
Molecule: messenger RNA, 1347 nt
Organism: Oppiella nova
Lineage: Eukaryota; Metazoa; Arthropoda; Arachnida; Sarcoptiformes; Oppiidae
Source: the annotation of a GenBank genome assembly